GGUUAUAUGCAGCAUUACUCACAACCUCGUGUGGUUUACGGUUCACCAAGACCGACGGAGAUAGGACAGAAGCAGAAGUCUUGGUGAGACGUCCCGAAGGAUUGGAUUAACUCUGUAGCGAUUGUAAACGGUGUAGAUCAUUGGACUCCUUCUCCUUUCAUUGGAUACCCCCACAAACCUGGUCUCCCUAUCCCCACAAGAACCCCGGUUUCUGCGAUCUAUUUAAUUAGGCAGAGCCCUCCCAGGCCAGCCUCGACUAGUGCCAUCGUGUGGUUACACUUGAGUGGGAAGAGUGGGAAGAGUGGGAAUGUAUUUGCGUCUUGCUUACGGUUCUCGGUCUUGUCGGUCUGUCCACCUUAUGAUUGGGCGUGUAGGUUAAACCUUUCCAUCACUUAGCUCUCAAACGAUAUUCGGCAUUCGAAGACCAGCUCAUUAUUAGGAAUUACCUAAUCCCGUCUCAGCUGGCGGUUGUGUUAGGUGUGAGACGAGGCUUUGACUAAUGAGAAAUGAGGAAGGGGUAUGACUAUUGCCACCAAUGACCGAGGCUCUGCGUCCUCUGCGUCCUCUGCAGGUUUCUAGAGACCUUCAUGAACCGCAGAGCCCGCAGGCCGGGUCCGGGCCAAUAUCUACGCCUGUAUCUAUACCGGACUCGUUGAAAAAGCGCGCAAUCUGUUCUCAAUGUAGGAUAAGAAAGGUGCGUUGCGACGGCCGACCAAAUAUCUGCCAAAACUGUGAUCGGUUGGGGUUUGAGUGCUCCUUUCAGCAGUCACCUGGUAAAUCGCCCGGAAAAUACGUUGUGAAGCUGCCCGAGAGGCGUCGCCGCAUGCAGGCUUGCAUCCAGUGUCAUUCUAAAAAGACCCGCUGUCUCGGAGAGUUGCCGAGUUGUUCGAGCUGCGUCAGAAGGAAUCGGACGUGCGUUUAUCCCAGGACUAAGAAGCACGGAACUAUCGCCCGCGGAAAUGAUCUGGCUGGGGUCUCCGAGGCCGACGGCCAAGUUGCGGAACAACGCUCCGGCGGUACCUCCCCGACUCAGGGAAUCAUGAUGAUUGGCCCAGCACAGGGGCUUACCCUCGAUCACGACGUGACCUUGGCUCUGAUGGAGGACUACUUCAAGCACCUGUAUCCCCUCCCAUCGUUUUCGUUUCUUCACAAGCCGACAUCUCUUCAGAGAUGUAGGGACCAGACGAUGAACGGGACUCUGAAGCUGGCUAUCUGCGCCAUCACGGCGCUGCAACUCCACCGCACUGCAUUAUGCCACGAUCUAUGGGCUCAACAGGCUGAGCAGUUGAUACUACAGCAGAUGGGACGGGCAUCUAUCUUCAACUUGCAAGCAUUACUUCUUAUCAUCCGUUACAGGAUCGAGAGCGGCGAAUUUCCAACGGCGUUUAUGUUGGCUGCGUUGGCCGCUCGAACGGCCUUAGCCCUCCGCUUGAAUUACGAGCGCCCGGAGCUCCCUGAUGUCGCGCAAGAAGCACGUAGGCGACUGUUCUGGGCUCUCUACUUGCUCGAUGACUUCUUCUGUGUGGGACUGAGAGAGUUCGAACUAUACCCGGAAGAGACCAUCGCCAUAUUUCUUCCUUGCGAUGAGGAUAACUUUGAAGCGGGCCGGCACGUACGUACUGGCGUGCUGCGACCCGGUCCUGAGUCACGCGGGAAUGCCACCGUCAUCGGCUUACGAGGCGUAUCUCUGCGACUAACGUCUGUGCGGCGGGCUGUUAUGAGAUUUAACCGCAGGGUCGGGUUAGGUGAUGAAUUAUCUUCGACUAUUGGGGAAAGUAUCUGGCGAUUCGAAGAGGAGCUGAGAUUUCUCGGGGCAGCACUUAGACCCAACGAACAGUACUCGGCGGUGAACCUAACAUCGUCUGAGUGGCAGGCGCAGUUCAUAAUGCUGCACAUGUCAUGGCACCAGUGCCAUUGUGACAUGUAUCGCCUAGGACUCGACGGUUAUAGUGAGGCAGCUCCCUCACCCGUCCUUCUCGCCCUCCACCCCCGAGACAGAGCUGGGAUGCAACUAAAGUGUCUCGAACAUGCUAGAAGUAUUAUUGGGAUCGUUUCCGACUUCUUGAACCACGGGGACGGCGAAUUGCUCCUUGAGCGCGACGCCGCCGUCUGCGCCUUCGAGAGUGCUCGUCUGCUCAUGUUUGGUUCUCGAGCGGCUUCUAAUUUGGAUGUAGCUAUAGGCAAGGCCAAACUAUCACUGAAACUGAUCACGAGGUUUUUUCCGUAUUCUGCCUCGACGCAGCCAUUACGAAAGGACUUGGAACGGUUGAUAGCGAGCUACUCGGUCCGUCUCGCCUUACAGACCCAGAAAGCAUUCUCGGAGCCAGAACCACCAUCGGCUCGACCCUCUACGAAGGUCUCGCAGUACGCAACCUCGCGCCAGCGACUAUCAGUCCAGAGCCUGCUGCUGCAGUCGGACUUCGUUGACGAUAGCAACGAGAUCGCUGGUCCUACUCAAACAACCGAGACUCCGACGCUCCCCAGCAGCAUGCAGACUUCCUUCCCAGUUGGGGUAGGUGACGAGGUGUUAGCUGGGGCUGCUACUCCUAGAGAUCAUUCGUGGGGGACGACAGGCCCGGGAAACAGCCAAGUUUCACCAGCCGGGCAGUCUCUGGAUGCCGGGCAGGAGGGCGCAGGGCUCAUAUUUAAUCCUUGGAUGGGAUUUACUGGACCGGAAGAUAUGUACGGUGUGUCUAGCCGACCCCCAGGACCGGACGACGAGUUCUGAAUACAGAUGGCAGAUAGAGGGCCUGGCCUGUAUUAAAAUAUCAAGAUGCAAUAGAUUUAAUAUGUAUCUAGCUAUGCAGAUAGCGGCUGGCGCGUCGUUCGACAAAGCAAUGGGGUAU
Molecule: messenger RNA, 2846 nt
Organism: Annulohypoxylon maeteangense
Lineage: Eukaryota; Fungi; Ascomycota; Sordariomycetes; Xylariales; Hypoxylaceae
Product: fungal-specific transcription factor domain-containing protein
Exons: 5
Coding region: 536-2728 (730 amino acids)
Biological process (GO): regulation of DNA-templated transcription; DNA-templated transcription
Cellular component (GO): nucleus
Molecular function (GO): DNA-binding transcription factor activity, RNA polymerase II-specific; DNA binding; zinc ion binding
Source: RefSeq, a predicted model, not a curated record